CUGCAUUGACAAUCCUAUUGAGACUGACGUCACUACGGCGAACAGUUUGAGAUUAUCUAUUGCACAUGUGUGCGUGGAGAUUGAUCUCAAGGACGAGCUCAUCAAGGAGAUUGAGCUCGACCAAGCGGGCAAGACCGAUAUCCAAAAAGUGGUCUAUGAGAGAGUUCAUCCGUUCUGCACCCUAUGCAAUCAUGUAGGACAUGGGGCCGCAGAAUGCUACACUAAGGGCAACAAGCCCCGACCUGCUCUGCCCCCUCACCGCCGCGUAGCGAGGCAUUGUCCUACUGCCACCCCAGAGAUCCCUAAGGAGAAGGGCAAGGCCCCUGCCCACAGCCCCGAUUCCCUGAAGGGACAAAAGGGCAAGGGCAAGGUCACUUCUGAGGUCAGCCGGCCCAAGGAGGCUAACCUGGACAGGCCUAAGACCAAAGCUACAGGACUUUUCCCCCACCAGUCCCUCCAGACAGCACCCACGGCUAUCCACUCAUACUUCUCG
This is a messenger RNA of Striga hermonthica, 493 nucleotides long. NCBI's taxonomy places the organism in Eukaryota, Viridiplantae, Streptophyta, Magnoliopsida, Lamiales, Orobanchaceae. The record is from the annotation of a GenBank genome assembly.